GAAUCAGUGGUCUAGGAGGCUCCGCGCGCGCGCCUGCGUGAUAGCGGGCACCGCGCGAGCAAACAGAGCGUUUAGACAGCACGUCUCAUCGAUUAAAUUUCGCGCGCGCUGCAAGACCAGCGGCCGUGGACCAGCGGCCGAGCAAAGGCCACCGCGAGGGAGAGCCUCGAAACCGCCGCGUGCACGAACGAAGUUUGAACGAUGGCGAGCUACUUCUUCGCCCGCAAGAAGAAGCGCCAGCCCGUGGUCGCUGAUCCCAAACUCUGGUCGACGUCGAGCGUCGACGACGACAAGCCGUUCCACGCCGAACCUAAAUCGGAAAGCGAGAAGCAGCAGCUCGUUUCAGCUUUAAAAGAUCACUACGUCUUCUCGGCUUUGAGUACGAACGACAUCCUCCAGGUCAUCCACCGCAUGCGCAAGAGGUCUUUUGCGAGCGGCACGGACAUCUGCACCGAAGGUCAAACAGGAGACGAGUUCUUCGUCCUGGCUGCGGGAGAAGCUGACAUCAUCGUCAAGGGUGAGAAAGUCGGUGCUUACAAGCCGGGCCAGUCGUUUGGGGAGUUAGCUUUGCUGUAUUCUUGCACUAGAGCAGCAACAAUAAAGGCCACGUCGUCGUGCACGUGCUGGGCCGUCGAUGCGGCUACAUUUAGGAAGGUUGCUAUUCGGUCGAAGCAGGGGGCUGCUCGUGGAAGAUUAGACUUCCUGAAGAAGGUACCUCUAUUGCAAGGGUUAGAUAGCGGCACGCUACAGCGCGUCGCCGACGCCCUGAAGCGCGUCGAGUUCGCCGCCGGGUCGAAGAUCGUGACCGAGGGCGAGCCGGGCGACGACUUUUAUCUGAUAGAAGAUGGCGAAGUAAAAUGCACCAAAAGAAAUGGUUCUGAGGAGCAGCACCUGCUCACGUUGAAGCGGGGGGAUUAUUUUGGCGAGAUGGUGUCAUGCGGCGUCCCUUUUCGCACGCGGCGACGGGCGUGCGGGCGCCUCGGGUCCGCGCCACGCCAUCGCCGCGCCGCCGUCACCUUACAUAUCGCAGGCCCUCAUGCUCGACGAGCCGCGCCACGCCACCGUGACUUCCACAAGACCGACGAAGUGCUUCGCCAUCUCGUCCCACGACUUCUCGAGGUUGUUCGGCCCUCUACGCGACCUCAUCCAGCAGCAGAUGCGGAUGAGGAUCCUCAAAUCAGUACCUUUGUUAUCGCAUUUGGACGACCACGUCCUCGACAAGCUCGCCGACGCCAUGCGCAUCCAGCUGUUCGACGCGGGCAAGUACGUCAUCAAGGAGGGCGACAAAGGGAGUAGAUUUUAUAUAAUAAACGCGGGCGCGGCCAAGGUCACAAAAACCAUCAAUGGUAGUGAGGAGGACGUCGGUGUCUUAAAUGCCAACGAAUUUUUUGGAGAACGCGCGUUGUUGAGCGCGGAGCCGCGGCAGGCGAACAUCAUCGCUACCGAAGCGCUGGAGUGCUUAGUACUGGAUCGUGACUCGUUCAAGAGGUGGCUGGCCGACGUCGACGACGUGCGCCAGAAGAAGGCCGCGAGGGAUGCGAGACGCGUCGCGGCUCGACCCAAAGCGCAGGAUCUACAACGCUUACGAACAUUGGGUACGGGUACCUUUGGUAGGGUAUCGUUAGUGGUCCAUACCCCCACAAACAAAGUUUAUGCCUUGAAAGCCAUGCAGAAGUCCCAAAUCGCCGAGACGCACCAGGAGCGCAACGUCCAGGCCGAGAAGGAUUUGCUGCUGGAAUGUGCGCAUCCUUUUGUACUAGCAUUGGUAGCGACGUACCAAGAUGAACACCGAUUAUAUAUGUUGAUGGAGAUCAUCCAGGGCGGGGAAUUAUGGUCUCUCAUAUAUGAAAAAGUAGAUGCGACUCGUUCGUUAAGAACUGGAGGCUGCGGCGCCUUCGAGCAGUCCAGUGCAAAAUUUUUUGCGGGUUGCGUCAUCGAGGCGUUUGCCCACAUCCACGGGAAGUCCGUAGCGUACCGCGACCUGAAGCCCGAAAACUUAUUACUAGAUGAAAGGGGCUACGUGAAGGUCAUCGACUUCGGCUUCGCGAAGCGCGUGCCUUUCACGGACGAGGGCGGGAAUCGACAGGAUCGUACCUAUACUAUUUGUGGUACUCCUGAGUACUUGGCUCCUGAGAUUGUUAGGAGUGAGGGUCAUACCACAGCAGUCGACUUGUGGGCGUUAGGGUGUUUGGUCUAUGAGUUACUCGUCGGUCGCACGCCUUUUGCCGAUGAUUCGCAAUCCACAAUCUUCCGAACGAUCAUGAGAAGCAAGAAAGUACUGGGCGAGUCGAAGACCUGGCCUCGCGGGUUUCCUUCGGAGGGCAAGGCUUUGGUCAAAUCGCUAUUGGAUGACGCCCCUUCGUAUCGGUUAGGUGCCGGGCGGGACGGCCUCGACAGUGUCAAGCGGCACGCGUUCUUCCGCGGCUUCGACUGGAAGUCGUUGGCUGAUAUGAGUCAGCGCGCCCCGUACGUGCCGCCCAUCAAGAACGCGAUGGACACGCGGAACUUCGACCCCUACGACGAGCGCGACUCGUUGAAGCCGUUCCGCGGCGACCAGCGGACGUUCGGCGGCUGGUCGGAGAUGGGGGCGGACUUCCCGCCGCAGAAGGUCUAGAGCUUGUGACGCUCGUAAGUUAUGUUCUAUA
Molecule: messenger RNA, 2645 nt
Organism: Pelagomonas calceolata
Lineage: Eukaryota; Pelagophyceae; Pelagomonadales; Pelagomonadaceae
Source: the annotation of a GenBank genome assembly